CUCGAGCCCAUCCUCCUGAGCGAGCUGAGCGCGGCCGUGGCCGAGAGGCGCUGACGGGCGAGAGAGAGAAGCUCCAGUUAACCGCUGCCAGCCGCCGAGCACACACUCCGCGCUGAGAUGAAGCACGGUCCGGCGCGCGCUUUGGAUUAAAGACAAGCGGAAACUUUUCUGUAGAUUUGUUUUAAAGCAUGGCCGUACCCGAGACAGAGUAGAUAGAGUAGAGUAGAGGCGCACAUCAGCAGCAGUCGCACGGACCCGUCUCCUCCGCUCGCUGCAGCUAGAUGCACACACACGGCCAGUUAUGAACCAGAGCCGACUGCAGCACUUCCACACAGCAGCGAGCCGUUUAAACCGAGCAGCCUCGAGAGACGCCUGACUUUCCCUCUCCCCGCGCGCGCGUUCCUCCGUCUCCAGUCGCGAGCAAGCGGUCUCAGGUCCUGCAGUAGUUAAUUAACUAGCUAUGGCGGGGAAAGUGACAUCGCAAGGCACGGGAAUACUGCUGGCCACAGCCAACGUUGGAUCUCUCUUCGAGGAUCCAACAAACCUGCAGAAGACAUGGCUGAGGGAAUUCUAUCAGACGGUGCACACACACAAACCACACUUUGUGGCAUUACACUGUCAAGAAGUGGGUGGGAAGAAUUACGAAGAAUCAAUGGCACAUGUGGACAGCUUCGUGAAAGAGUUACUAUCCAGCGAUGCUAUGAAGGAGUUCAACAGAGCGCGUGUCUACCUCGACGAGAACUACAAGUCCCAGGAGCAUUUCACAGCACUAGGAAGUUGCUACUUUGUACAUGAAUCCUUGAAAAACCUCCACCAGUUUGAUUUCAAAGCCAAGAAGUUCAAGAAGGUGGCUGGCAAGGAGAUCUACUCGGACACUUUAGAAAGCACUUCCAUGCUGGAGAAAGAGAAGUUCCCUCAAGACUACUUUCCUGAGUGCAAAUGGUCCAGAAAAGGCUUCAUCAGGACUCGCUGGGCUCUGGGAGACUGUGCCUUUGACCUGGUGAAUAUUCACUUGUUCCAUGAUGCCUCCAACCUGGUGGCCUGGGAGAACAGCCCCUCUGUCUACACAGGCACGCGACAGAAAGCUCUCGGCUACGUGCUGGACAGGAUCACAGACCAGCGUUACGAGAGGGUGCCAUAUUUUCUAUUUGGCGAUUUUAACUUCAGGCUGGACUCAAAGCAAGUUAUAGAGAGUCUGUGCUCCACAGCCACCAUGCAGACAGUCCGAGCUGAGGACACCAACGAGGUGGACAAACUCAUAUUCCGAGAGUCGGACAAUGACCGCAAGGUUGUGCUGCAACUCGAAAAGAAGAUUUUUAACUAUAUUAACCAGGAUGUUUUCCGGGAAAACAAUGGAACGCUGCUAUUAGAGUUUGACAAAGAGCUGUCUGUCUUUAAGGAUCGUCUACAAGAGCUGGAGAUUUCCUUUCCUCCCAGCUAUCCAUACAGCGAGGACUCCAAUCAGGGGAAGCAGUACAUGAAUACGCGAUGUCCUGCCUGGUGUGACCGCAUCCUCAUGUCCAGUUCUGCGAGAGAUCUGGUCUUAAAGCCAGAGACUGACGAGAAAUCAAUAACAUAUGACAAUAUUGGAGCAAAUGUCUGUAUGGGGGACCACAAGCCUGUUUUCCUGUCCUUUCGAUUAACAGCAGGGGCAGGUAAACCUAAUGCACAUAAGCACAAGUGUUGUAUCGUGCAGUGAUGUGGGACGUGGUGCCAAAGGGUGGAGAGGAUUUCCCGACAAGCGCCCCUGUGAGAAACUGAGACAGCUGGACAGACAGACAGACAGACACUCACACACUCACUCACUCAGUCGUUCACAGAAGACCCAGAUAAGACUUUUCAGCAGGACUGACCAGUCGUAGUGAAACAAGUGCAUGCCGUCACGCUCCUACAAAUGGCAGAUUGUGUACACGAGUUCUUCAAGACCCACAAUCAAGAACACUUAUAGCACAUCACACACACACACACACACUCAUACAUUCAUUCACACUGCUAAUGCCUCUCUCAAUUUGGCACACUCUCUUGAUGGACAAUCACCCCUCCAACUCCCAUGGCCCCUCUUUCUCUCUCUCUCAAAAAAAAAAGCCAAGACAACACAAAGGACAAGUCUUUUUACGUGUUCUAGCCUUGUUGCCAAAACUCUAAUAGAAAUUAAGAAGUACUACAUAUUUUAAAGACCAUACUUGCAAUUUUAGGUAUGCCUCUGCAUUAUAGAAGCUACUUCCAUAUCAUGUGUAAGAUGUUUUAAAAAAAAAGUGCAAUGCAAAAAAAGUUGUUGUAUAUGUAUAGUGUUAGGUUUAUUUGUACAUUGGAUUAUUAUUACAUAGUGGUGUUGAUGGUUUUAGUGCUGUUUUUCUUUCUCUUUGACCAGAUUUUGUGGUCAGUCGCUCUGUGUUAGUAUAGAUAGGUAUUUUCAGUUCAUUUCAAUGCAUUGCAUUAUUUCUUUACUCUCUCUCUUUGUUUUUUUCUUUUUCUUUCAGAUGAUUUGAUUUGUUGCUGACUCGUGUGCGUAACACACACUGCCAUGCCUUUGACAUCCACCGAGUCUCAUUUUAUAAACUGUACUUUUUAAACGAGAUAAUUUAUAAUUCUUACCAAAAUUGUUAUGCUGAAAUAUGAAUGCGAGACAACU
This is a messenger RNA of Astyanax mexicanus (Mexican tetra), 2632 nucleotides long. RefSeq names its product inositol polyphosphate-5-phosphatase A (gene inpp5a). Gene Ontology annotation, biological process: phosphatidylinositol dephosphorylation. Gene Ontology annotation, molecular function: inositol-polyphosphate 5-phosphatase activity. NCBI's taxonomy places the organism in Eukaryota, Metazoa, Chordata, Actinopteri, Characiformes, Acestrorhamphidae. The record is from RefSeq and is a predicted model, not a curated record. The transcript is spliced from 16 exons. The coding region runs from base 461 to 1699 and encodes 412 amino acids.